CCAAACUAAACCAAAAACCCCUCUUUUUUCCUCUUUCCUAUUCUCUCCAUUCUUCUGAAUCAAAAAUCGAAUUUUGAAGAAGAAAGAAGGAAGGAUCCACCACCAACAACGAAUCCAUGGAAGCCAUACUCGUAGAUUGCGUGCAGAAGAGCCUCCGCCAUUUCAUGCACUCCAACGCCAUCUUCCUCUGCCACCGUCUCUGCGCUGAGUUCCCCACUGAGGCAAAUCUUCAAUUGUUGGCUGGGUGUUAUUUGCAGAAUAAUCAAGCUUAUUCUGCAUACUCCAUCUUAAAAGGAACACAAAUGGCUCAAUCCCGAUACUUGUUUGCAAUAUCAUGCUUUCAGAUGGAUCUUCUAAGUGAAGCAGAAGCAGCAUUAUGUCCUGCUAAUGAGCCUAGUGCAGAGGUUCCAAAUGGUGCAGCUGGUCAUUAUCUGUUAGGGCUUAUUUACAGAUACACUGACAGAAGGAAAAGUGCCAUAGAUCACUUUAAGCAGGCACUAUCAAUGGAUCCUUUAAUGUGGUCUGCAUAUGAGGAGUUGUGCACAUUAGGUGCUGCUGAAGAAGCAUCUUCAGUUUUUGGUGAAGCUGCUGCUGUUUGCGUACAAAGGCAAUACCUAAGUUGUUCCACCUCUCCAAGGUCACAAUCAUCUGCUGAGGAUAGUAAUCUAGUUGACUCCAGACAUUGUGUCUCAGAUGAUGCAAGUCCAAGGCAACCAAAACACAUGCAAGGCUUAAAGGAUAUUCCUGGAACUCAUAAUGGAGCAUCUGUUUUUGGGGGAACUGCUAGUCAACCCAUUAAUAGUAGCCUCUCUAACAUAUCAUUUUAUAACACUCCAUCUCCAGUAAUUGCACAGCUGUCAAAUGUUGCUCCACCCCCUUUGUGUAGGAAUGUGCAGCCAAAUGGCCCAAAUCUGAGUACCGGUGCUGCUGAAAGUUCUCCUAAAUCGACAGUGAACUCUACUAUUCAAGCCCCACGAAGAAAGGUUAUGGAUGAAGGAAAGAUACGGAAGAUUUCUGGUAGAUUAUUUUCUGAUUCUGGUCCUCGACGAAGUUCAAGACUCUCUGGUGAUGCAAAUGCUAACUCUAAUGCAUCAGUAACUGGAAAUGGAACGUCUAUUUCUUCUAAGUAUCUUGGUGGGUCAAAGCUUAGCUCUAUGGCAUUCCGUAGCAUGAUAGUUCGUAAGGGACAGGGAUGGGCCAAUGAAAACAUUGAUGAAGGGGUUCGUAAUGAUGUUCUUGAUGAUUCUCGUUUAAAUGUUACAUCAACAACUUCUACUUCCUCGCCUGCCGUUGAAACUAAAUCCCAAGAACAAGAAGAAGCCAAUUUUUCAGUUGGUGGACAGUUAAUGAGCAGCUCCAAGGUCAUCACUGGUGCUUCAGAAGCAUUGACCCUUUUAAGAGAUCUUGGUGACGCCUAUAGACUUUCCUGCUUGUAUAGGUGCCAGGAUGCACUGGAUGCCUAUCUUAAAGUUCCACCUAAGCAUUACCAUACUGGCUGGGUUCUUUCCCAGGUUGGAAAAGCGCACUUUGAAUUAGUUGAUUAUUUAGAAGCUGAUCGGGCAUUUAGUCUUGCUCGUCAGAGUACGCCUUAUAGUUUGGAAGGAAUGGAUGUGUACUCCACGGUUCUUUAUCAUCUAAAGGAAGAUAUGAAGCUAAGUUACUUGGCUCAGGAAUUGAUAUCAACUGACCGCUUAGCUCCGCAGACUUGGUGUGCCAUGGGUAAUUGUUACAGCCUGCAAAAAGAUCAUGAAACUGCACUUAAGAACUUUCAGCGAGCUGUUCAACUAAAUCCCAGAUUCGCAUAUGCACACACCCUUUGUGGACAUGAAUAUGUUGCAUUAGAAGAUUUUGAGAAUGGAAUUAAGUGCUAUCAGAGUGCACUUAGGGUUGAUGCAAGACAUUAUAAUGCAUGGUAUGGACUUGGAAUGGUAUAUCUUCGCCAAGAGAAGUUUGAGUUCUCUGAGCAUUUUUUUCGGAUGGCUUUCCAAAUUAAUCCACGCUCAUCGGUUAUAAUGUCAUACCUUGGCACAGCUUUGCAUGCUUUAAAGAGGAGUGAGGAAGCACUAGCGGUAAUGGAGAAGGCUAUCUUAGCAGAUAAGAAAAAUCCUCUUCCAAUGUAUCAGAAGGCUAAUAUACUAAUGAGCUUGGAAAAUUUUGAUGAGGCUUUGGAAGUUCUAGAGGAGCUUAAAGAGUAUGCUCCCCGAGAAAGUAGUGUCUAUGCUUUGAUGGGGAGGAUCUAUAAAAGGCGCAACAUGCAUGAGAAAGCCAUGCUUCAUUAUGGUAUUUCUUUGGAUUUGAAACCAUCUGCUACAGAUGCUGCUGCCAUCAAGGCUGCCAUCGAGAAAUUGCAUGUUCCAGAUGAGAUUGAAGACAACUUAUAGCAAUGUGAAGCUCAUAAUUGCUGAUGUUAAUGCAAGUUAUCCUCAUCUGAAUCCCUGGUCAUGAGGAUUGGCCUCUGCUUGUGCUUUUGGCUGAUUGUGUAUAGAAGCAGCACCAACAGCUGGGCGAGAAUUCGCGCCACGUCGGCGCGCUUUGGCGGAUUUGUAGGAGAGAGACCUGAUUUUGCAACACAAGCUAAUAGGAAGAGGAUGUGAUGUAACCAAGUUACCAAAGAAGCUGCCAUACUUGUAUCAUUAGUUGUGUUCAGGGGAAAGUACAUAAAAAUGUAUCAUUAGUUAACCCAUUCAUUUGUUCUUAAAUCCAUGGCUCUUAGUAUGUGGCCUCUCCUAACA
Messenger RNA from Arachis duranensis, 2732 nucleotides. Its product is annotated as cell division cycle protein 27 homolog B. Gene Ontology annotation, biological process: cell division. The record is from RefSeq and is a predicted model, not a curated record. The transcript is spliced from 16 exons. Bases 117 to 2381 code for a protein of 754 amino acids. NCBI's taxonomy places the organism in Eukaryota, Viridiplantae, Streptophyta, Magnoliopsida, Fabales, Fabaceae. Gene Ontology annotation, molecular function: protein binding.